Messenger RNA from Acanthosepion pharaonis, 642 nucleotides. The record is from the annotation of a GenBank genome assembly. Lineage: Eukaryota; Metazoa; Mollusca; Cephalopoda; Sepiida; Sepiidae.
AUGGAAUCCAGGAUUGUAGCGCCUACUCCCCGUGGAGAAAUAUCUUCUCAAUCCUCAGGAAGAUCGGACUCCGAUACAUCGCUGCCACCACCACAACAACAAGAAAUCACAAGAUCUCAAAGAACUAUUAACAGGGCUUUUCUUUUCUGUGACAAGAUAAUAUCCUUCAUUAACACUGCUUUAUUCUUUGUAAUAAUUAUCUCAUUCUUCUUCUUCUUUGUUUUUCAUUCUGACUCCUUCUGUUUAUUCCACAUCUCUCUUUUCUUCAUAAAUAUUCACUCAUCCUCUGUAAACAUUCUAUUUUUCUCCUUCUCUGUUUUCUUCUUCUCUCUUUCUUUUCUGAAUUCUUUCUUUUUCCCGUCUUCUUUCUUUUUUCUAAUGUUUCUCUUGCCACUCUUUAUAAUAAUUCUUCCUUUUGUCACUAUCUUUCGUUCUUCCCCCUCUCUAUCCCUCUUUCUUUCUUUCCUUACUAUCGUUAGUUUUUCUUUUCCUUUUCAUUCUUGUUUUUCCUUCGUCUUUCUUUCAUGUUUUCUUUCCUCUUUCAUAAUAAUAUUCUAUCUGCCUCUGAUUCUUUCUUCAUUGAUUUUUCUCCUUGUUUUUAGCUUUUCUUUCUACUCCAUUAUAUUUUCUUUCAUUUUUUAG